This is a messenger RNA of Periconia digitata, 3685 nucleotides long. NCBI's taxonomy places the organism in Eukaryota, Fungi, Ascomycota, Dothideomycetes, Pleosporales, Periconiaceae. The record is from the annotation of a GenBank genome assembly.
AUACACAAACAUCACAAGCAAUCUUUGACAACACAUUUUCGCCAUCAUGGGUUUGAAAGAGGAUUCUGUCCCAAUCCCACAGCCACCUCCCUCUCUCUUUCUAGGCAAUAUUGGCGACAUCGAUCCCACCAAUAUGCCUGAAUCCUUUUGGCGGCUGGCAGAGACAUAUGGCGAUAUCUUCAGACUCCAAAUCGCUGGUCGAAACUUGAUCAUUUGCAGCUCUUACGAAACUGUCAAGGAUACUUUUGAUUGGUCUCGAUUUGAAAAGCCAAUUAUGGGCACUCUGGUGGAAUUGCGCGCUAUGGUUGGCGAUGGACUUUUCACUGCUCGGACUGACGAAAAGAAUUGGGCUAUUGCGCACAGGGUGUUGAUGCCUGUUUUUGGGCCGAUUGGCAUCCGAAAGAUGUUUGACAAUAUGAUGGAUAUCAUCUCGCAAAUGGUCCUUCGCUGGGAUCGUUUGGGUCCUGAGAAUGAGAUUAUGUGCAGUGACGACUUCACUAGGUUGGCAUUUGAUGUGAUCGGAUUUUGUGCUUUUGGCCACCGAUUCAACAACUUUUACAAGGAUGGGACGCAUCCUUUCAUCAAACAGAUGACCGAAGUCCUCAUCGAAAGCGGAAAACGAUCGAACCGGACAGCCCUCGAGAACAGAAUGAGGAUUUUUUCUGCGCAGCGUAAUAUGGAAAAUAUCAAGGCCAUGCAUGAUGUUUGCGAUCAGAUUAUCGAGGACCGCAUCAAGCACCCACAGCCUGACAGUACCGACCUGCUUAAUCCCUUGCUUUAUGGCAAAGAUCCAGAGACUGGCGAGACCAUGUCGAGAGAGAACGUAAGGUAUAACAUGUGUACCUUUUUGGUGGCAGGGCACGAGACCACGAGCGGAACGUUGGGGUUUCUCUUCUACCACCUCUUGAAAAAUCCACGAACAUAUCUGAGAGCUAUGCAAGAAGUCGACGAAGUUGUGGGUGAAGGGCCUCUGACAGUCAACCAUCUACCGAAGCUGGUUUAUAUUAAAUUUGCAAUCUACGAAGCACUUCGCUUCAUGGGACCUAUAGCGGUCAAUACCAAGCAUGCAUUGAAGCCGACACUGAUCGCGGGCAAGUACUAUGUCGAGCCUACCGACCAUAUCUUGCUGAACUUGAAGCCUUUUAUGCAUGAUCCAAAGGUCUGGGGACCAGACGCCGAUGAAUACAAGCCCGAGCGCCAUCUGAAUGGUGGCUUCGAGAGUCUACCCCCCAAUGCGUUCAAGCCUUUCGGAGACGGCCCUCGCGCUUGCAUUGGCCGCACCUUUGCGGAGCAAGAAAUGAUCAUGGCUGUCGCGGUGAUCCUACAGAAUUUCCAAGUCGAGAUGGCUGACCCCAGCUACAAUCUAUGGAUUCAACCAACGCUCACCAUCAAGCCGGGCGCCUUCAGCAUCAAAGUGCGCAGACGACCUGGUCGCGACCUAGCUACUUCCCUCGGUGGGAAGUCUGCCUCUUUAAACCACGUGAACAAAGGCAAGACUGCGGAUGGCAAAGCUUCUCCUGUUCUGGAGGCGAAACCUAUGACUGUACUUUAUGGCUCCAAUUCUGGAACUUGCAAGUCCUACGCCGAAGAAAUAGAGUCCGAAGCUCCGCGCUACGGAUUCAAAGCAACUGUUGGAACACUAGACUCUGCUACUGAACAUGUACCCAAAGAUCACCCUGUCGUCAUGAUUGCUCCUUCAUACGAAGGAAAGCCUGCGGACAAUGCCAAGAAGUUUUUCCAAUGGCUUGAAGACAGCGCAACCUCGGAGCACCUGAAAGGUGUCAGCUAUUCGGUCUUUGGAGUUGGGAACUCUGACUGGGUGGACACUUUCCAUCGCGUUCCCAAAUUGCUCAGUCGCAAAUUCGAAGAAUUGGGUGCGGUCAAGUUCACUGACAUAGGAUCUGUUGAUGUCAAAUACGACUUGGUAGGUCCUUGGGAGUCCUGGAAAGAAACUAUGUUCAACGACCUUCGCAAGUCCAGUGGUACUUCCACUGCUAUCAGCGGAGACGAGAUUCAGGUUGAAGUCAAGUCUCCCAGGUUUGCUUCUCAUCUUGGAGGUUCCCAGAUCGGCUAUGGCGUGGUGAAGGUGAACCAGGACUUGGGUGGUAGCGAAGUUGGGUUAUUGAAAAAACACAUGGAAGUCGAACUGCCAAUGGGAACAGGGUAUAGAUCGGGUGACUAUGUCGUGGUGCUACCCAUGAACAACAUUCGCACCGUCAAGCGAAUUCUGAAACGCUUCGAUUUGCUGCCAGAUGACGACAUUACAGUCACUGGCACACACAAGGCUUUUCUUUCCACCGACAUCCCGAUCUCCGUCUUUGACCUGCUCAUGACGCGAGUCGAAUUGGGCACACCUGCUAGCCAAAAACAGAUUCAGACCAUUGCCAGUCAUUCGCCCGAUGAAACGCGCGCCAAACUCGAUGCUCUCACGCAGGACGAUACAUUUCAGCGGGAGGUCACCGGCAAGCGCAUGACAAUCCUCGACAUCUUAGAAGAUAAUACAGAUGCAACUAUCCCCUUCUCCAAGUAUCUCAAUACGCUUAAGCCUCUCACCCCCCGCCAAUAUAGCGUCUCCUCCUCGCCACUCGCAAACACCACAAUGGUACAAAGUCAAGACGGCACAGCAACACAGCAGCUCACAGUCUCAAUCACCUACGAUGUACACGAUCAGCCUGCUUUUUCCGGACGCGGAGAAUUCCACGGCACCGCCUCGACGUUCCUCUCUCGUCUAGAGCCCGGCGAAAAGCUGCGCUGCUUCAUCCGCCCAACCAACGUAAACUUCCAUCUCCCUACUGACCCUUCCCUCCCCAUUAUCAUGAUCUGCGCUGGAACCGGCAUCGCUCCAAUGCGUGGGUUUAUCCAAGAACGAGCCGCCAUCAAGGGAAAUCGCAAUACCGUCCUUGGCCCCGCGAUUCUCUACUUUGGCUGCCGCGACUACCAAAGGGAUUUCAUCUACUCAGACGAGCUUCAACAGUGGGAGAAAGACGGAAUAAUCUCGAUGCGCCCCUGCUUCUCCAAGAGUGGUCCCGAUGGCGAGGGAAAGGGUCCCAAGCAUGUCCCUGAUCGUAUGUGGGAGGAGCGCGAGGAUCUGAAGAAGUUGUUUGCGGAAGGUGCUAAGAUCUUUGUGUGUGGCAGCGCGAAGAAGCUCGGGAAGAGCGCGGCAGAUGUUUGUAAGAAAAUUUGGUUGGAGAGGCAUAGUGGCGAUGGGGUCGGUGAGAAGGAGGCUGAGGAGUGGUUGGAUAGUGUUCGUGAGGACCGGUACGUCAGUGAUACGUUUGAAUAGUGGCUUCCAUUGUGGGAAAGGUUCCGAAUAAGGAAUCGCAAUGAGCUCUUCGAGUUUGAUCUAUUGGAAAUAUAGAAAAUUGAAAGCAUACUUUUUUCUAGCACUACCCUUGUACUCUCGUGAUGAUUUGAGACGAAACUUCGCAUUGUUGUCAAACUUGUGUUCGCGCCGGGAAUUGUCGAUCCCAACCAUCUCAAGCCUAUAAGUCCAAGAGACUUAUUUUAAAGGGGGAUGCAGGGAGUACGAAAGCUUGAGCAAUCAGGACAUUACGAGAUGGUUCAAAACCUCACAUUCAAUUUGAUACGCCAAUGCCUAUACGACGCGCACCAAAAAAUAAUGAGCUCAACCAUAACUGAAAAUCAAAAUAAAAGUCAAAAAACAAACAUAAGAAGCCCCCAGAAA